CCGCCUCCCCCUCUCCGCUGGGAACUCGGCCGCCGCGGGGAGCCUAUGGCGUCCUUCGGAACCCCGUGACGUCAGCGGCAGCGCCCCCCUGCCCCGGCCAGGCAGCCGCGUGGUUGGCCGCGGCCACACGAGGAGUCUGCUGCCGGCGUCGCGUGACUGGGCUGGCUGGGCUGCGCAGGCGCGGUGUGGGGCUGGCCAGUCUCGGCUGAGCCUGCGGUUGGAACUUGGAGAGGGCAGCGCCGUUGUGGACGGGCUCGGGCGGGCAGGCAGGCAUGGCCGGGUCUGCGCAGGAGAAGAGCACGCUGCUGCACCUUUUCGCCGGAGGGUGCGGCGGGACGGUUGGCGCCAUCUUCACGUGCCCUUUGGAAGUCAUUAAGACGAGGCUGCAAUCUUCCAAGCUGGCCUUCCGGGCCGUGUACUACCCACAAGUCCAGCUGGGGACCAUCAGCGGCGAAGGGGUGGUCAGGCAGACGUCUGUCUCGCCCGGACUCAUCCGGGUUCUGAAAUCAAUUUUGGAAAAAGAGGGGCCAAGGUCGCUUUUCCGGGGUUUGGGGCCAAACUUGGUUGGGGUUGCGCCAUCAAGGGCGGUCUACUUCGGGUGUUACUCCAAGGCCAAAGAACAGUUUAAUAAUCUGUUUGUUCCCAACAGCAACCUUGUCCAUGUCUGCUCAGCUGGCUCUGCAGCCUUCAUCACCAGUUCGCUGAUGAAUCCCAUCUGGAUGGUAAAAACCAGGAUGCAGCUUGAAAGGAGAGUCCGAGGUUCCAAGCAAAGGAACGCCCUCCAGUGUGCCAAGUAUGUCUACCAGACGGAAGGAGUCCGCGGCUUCUACAGAGGCCUCACUGCCUCCUACGCUGGGAUCUCCGAGACCAUAAUCUGCUUUGCUAUUUACGAGAACCUGAAGAAGCACGUCAAGGACGUCCGGCUAGCUCCUUCUCCUGCUGGCGGGUCAGAGAGGAGCUCCACCAACUUCUUUGGGCUGAUGCUGGCCGCUGCCAUUUCCAAGGGAUGUGCAUCCUGUAUUGCUUACCCACACGAGGUGAUACGAACCCGACUACGUGAGGAAGGCACCAAGUACAAGACGUUUGUCCAGACGGCGCGUCUUGUUGCACAAGAAGAAGGCUACCUGGCCUUCUACAGAGGACUCUUUGCCCAGCUUAUGAGGCAGAUCCCAAAUACGGCAAUUGUCUUGUCUACGUACGAAUUAAUAGUGUACCUGUUAGAAGACCAUGUGAAGUAGCACACGGUAACUAGAAAUCUCAAAAACAAAAGAGAAAAAUCCUUCCCAGGCCAGUUUUAUCUCGAAGAGCUAUUUCAAACGGUGACGGACAGAGACCAUCAGCUGAGCACGCUAUUUUCUCUCUUCUUUUUUUUAAGUUUUCUCUUUGGAUUCAUGCCUUCUGAAAGGUUUUGACUUAAUGUUCAUAGUUAAUUGUUGCUUUUUUUUUUAACUUAAGGAGACGAGGUUCAGACAUUAAAAUGACUAAAUUAAAUCACACUAUUUAAUUUA
Messenger RNA from Hemicordylus capensis (graceful crag lizard), 1508 nucleotides. It is a transcript of the gene SLC25A33, whose product is annotated as solute carrier family 25 member 33. The transcript is spliced from 7 exons. Gene Ontology annotation, molecular function: pyrimidine nucleotide transmembrane transporter activity. Gene Ontology annotation, cellular component: mitochondrion. The record is from RefSeq and is a predicted model, not a curated record. Gene Ontology annotation, biological process: pyrimidine nucleotide import into mitochondrion. NCBI's taxonomy places the organism in Eukaryota, Metazoa, Chordata, Lepidosauria, Squamata, Cordylidae. The coding region runs from base 273 to 1238 and encodes 321 amino acids.